Molecule: messenger RNA, 966 nt
Organism: Centruroides sculpturatus (bark scorpion)
Lineage: Eukaryota; Metazoa; Arthropoda; Arachnida; Scorpiones; Buthidae
Product: mitotic spindle assembly checkpoint protein MAD2B-like
Exons: 8
Coding region: 231-845 (204 amino acids)
Cellular component (GO): zeta DNA polymerase complex
Source: RefSeq, a predicted model, not a curated record
AUAUCAAAACAUUGCAAAGACUUUAAACAUUUGCUCUUAGUUUAAAACUAAACAUUUCUUUUUAUUUUUGUUUUCAUAUAUAAUUAUUUAUUUAUAAAUUUUUAAUAUUCUCAAUGAUAUAUAAUGAUGCGAUUUCAGGAUUAUUUUUAAAGAGAAUAUAUUGAUUUUAAUUGAAAUUACAGUACUUUUAUAUAACAGCUGAAUAACUUCAUUCCAAUUAUUGUAAACUUAUGGAGAAUGCAGAUAUUCUUCUAGUUGCUGCAGAUAUAUUAAGUGAAUUUUUAGAAGUAGCAAUUCAUAAUAUUCUUUUUGUUUGCAAUGUUUAUCCUGCUGAAGCAUUUGAAAGACGAAGAAAAUAUAAUGUGCCUGUUCAGAUGUCAUUGCAUCCAGCUGUAUGUGCUUACAUAACAAACAGUAUAACGACCAUUCAUAAAUUGCUGAAGAAAAAUGAAAUAGAAAAAAUAGUCAUUUCAAUUCUAAAUUGCAAAGAUAAACCAUUAAAACAUUUUGUUUUUGAUAUUGAUAUUCCUUCAGAUAAAGAAUUACAGAAAGACUUUAGCUUGAUUGAUGUUGAAAUGGCAUUAAGAGCUUUAUGCUUAAAAAUUAAUAUAUCCGAUGGAAUUUUAGAAUCAAAUUCUGAUGAAAAUACAUUCAGAAUAUUUGUACAUACCAAACAGAUGACUGCAAUUUCUUUAGCAGUUUCUGAUGAUAAUUCAGCACAGGAAUUUCCUUGGAUUGAAGCAGAAUUUGAUCAAUCUGAUGUUGAAAAUGGGGUUAUUGUACCUAUAAAGACUGCUGAUACAGAGAUAGCCAAACUUCAGUUUUAUGUUGUGGAAAAAGAAUAAUUUCAAGUACAAGACUUGUGUAUACUUAAAAAAUACUGUACAUGUGUUAUGUAAUGAACACUGAAGAUAGAAAUUUUGUAUUUAUAAAUUCAAUAAAUUUUUAUAAAAUGUUUGCAAGUCA